Messenger RNA from Jaculus jaculus (lesser Egyptian jerboa), 3602 nucleotides. It is a transcript of the gene Marchf7, whose product is annotated as membrane associated ring-CH-type finger 7. The record is from RefSeq and is a predicted model, not a curated record. Bases 212 to 2323 code for a protein of 703 amino acids. Gene Ontology annotation, biological process: protein autoubiquitination. Gene Ontology annotation, molecular function: ubiquitin binding; ubiquitin conjugating enzyme binding; zinc ion binding. The transcript is spliced from 11 exons. Gene Ontology annotation, cellular component: nucleus. NCBI's taxonomy places the organism in Eukaryota, Metazoa, Chordata, Mammalia, Rodentia, Dipodidae.
GAGAACGAGAGGAAGGGAGGGGCUCUUAACGGUGGCUGCUGGGCUCUGCGCCGGAUCUGGGAGAGGGGCUGGCGCCAUUGUGCUUCGUGUCGGACUGCUAGGGCUUCAGCUUAGACUAGGCGGACUGCUCCCGAAGAGCAAAAGGCGGCCGUGUGGUGACCGCGAGCAGCACGGACCCCGCUUGCUCGGUGCCAGCUCGGGAGGAAGGGUAAUGGAAAUCCUAAGAAUGGAUUCUAAACCUUCCAGGAUUCCAAGAAGAAUUUCUGUUCAACCAUCUGGCUCUUUAAGUACUAGGAUGAUGUCUGGAAGCAGAGGAAAUAGUUUAAAUGAUACCUAUCAUUCUAGAGAUUCUUCGUUUAGAUUGGAUUCUGAAUAUCAGUCUACAUCUGCAUCUGCAUCUGCAUCCCCAUUUCAGCCUACAUGGUAUAGUGAAUCUGAGAUAACUCAGGGAGCACGCGCCAGAUCACAAAACCAGCAACGGGAUCAUGAUUCAAAAAGACCUAAACUUUCCUGUACAAACUGUACUUCUACCUCAGCUGGGAGAAAUAUUGGAAGUGGUGUAAAUGCCGUGUCAGAUUCUUCUUGGAGGCAUAGUCAAGUUCCCAGAUCUUCAUCAAUGGUACUUGGUUCAUUUGAAACAGAGUUUAUGAGAGAAAGGAGAGAUUUGGAGAGGAGAACAGAUUCUUCCAUUAGUAAUCUUAUGGAUUAUAAUCACCGAAGUGGUGAUUUCACAACUUCACCAUAUGUUCAAGAAAGAGUUCCUUCUUCAUAUUCACAGGGAGCAAGACCAAAAGAGAACUCAGUGAGCACUUUACAGUUGAAUUCAUCAGCCACAAACCACCAAUUGCCUUCUGAAUAUCAGACAGUACCAAGUUCUAGGGACUCCAGAAAUUCUUUCAGAUCAAAUUUUUCUUCAAGACAAUCAGAAUCUUUCCGCAGCAGUACACACCCUGGAUUUUAUAUGUCAAGUAGAGAUGAAACCCCAACUAUAAGCAAUUCAGAAAGGGUUAGUCCAUCUCAAAGAUCAUUUCAAGAAUCUUCUGAGAAUGAAGGUAGGCGUACAACCAGGAGAUUAUUGUCACGUAUAGCUUCUAGUAUGUCCUCUACUUUCUUCUCAAGAAGAUCUAGUCAAGAUUCCUUGAGUACAAGAUCCUUGCAUUCUGAAAAUUCUUUUAUUUCUCCAAGAAUCUUGACAGCUUCACAGUCUCGGAGUAAUGGAACAUCAACUUCAGAAGCUAAUGAUAGUAGGCCAUCUGAAGCUACUCAGGGAUUUAGAUUUCUUAGACGACGAUGGGGUUUGUCAUCUCUUAGUCAGAACCAUAGCUCUGAACCAGAUUCAGAAAAUUUCAACCAAGAAUCUGAAGGUAGAAGUACAGGACCGUGGUUGUCUUCCUCACUUAGGAAUAGAUGCACACCCUUGUUCUCUAGAAGGAGGCGUGAGGGAAGAGAUGAGUCCUCAAGGAUAUCUACCGCUGAUGUCCCAUCUAGAUCUCAUAUUUUUAGAAGAGAAUCAAAUGAAGUAGUUCACCUUGAAGCACAGAGUGAUCCCCUUGGGGCUACUGCUAACAGACCACAAGCAUCUGGAGCAUCAAGCAGUGCCUCUAUAGGUGGCUCCACGCCAGAUUUGGCUCAGGGUGGGAGAAAUCCAGGAAUAACAGGGAUUCUUCCUGGUUCCUUGUUCCGCUUUGCAGUACCCCCAGCACUUGGAAGUAAUUUGACUGACAAUGUCAUGAUCACUGUAGAUAUUAUUCCUUCGGGUUGGAAUUCAGCUGAUGGAAAAAGUGAUAAAACUAAAAAUGCACCUUCAAGAGAUCCAGAAAGACUUCAGAAAAUAAAAGAGAGCCUUCUCUUAGAAGACUCUGAAGAAGAAGAAGGUGACUUAUGUAGAAUAUGUCAGAUGGCAGCUGCCUCCUCAUCUAACUUGCUGAUAGAGCCAUGUAAAUGCACAGGAAGUCUGCAGUAUGUUCAUCAGGAAUGUAUGAAAAAGUGGUUACAAGCCAAAAUUAAUUCUGGUUCUUCAUUAGAGGCUGUAACCACAUGUGAACUCUGUAAAGAGAAGCUACAACUUAACCUGGAGGAUUUUGAUAUUCAUGAACUACAUAGAGCUCAUGCAAAUGAACAAGCUGAGUAUGAGUUUAUCAGCUCUGGUCUCUACCUAGUUGUGUUGCUGCACUUAUGUGAACAAAGCUUUUCUGAUAUGAUGGGAAAUACAAAUGAACCAAGCACACGUGUCCGAUUUAUUAACCUUGCAAGAACUCUUCAGGCACAUAUGGAAGAUCUCGAAACGGUAAUAAGCCAGAUUCUACUCAGCUUCAGAGGAUGAUUCUGAAGAAGAUGGAGAACAUAACAGAACAUUUGAUAUUGCCUAACUUCAUUUAAGACAAAUGGAUCUGUGAACAUGUUUAUUAAAACUGGCAAUUGAGUAUGAAUAAUUUUGUGAGGGAAUGCCUGUUAUUUUGACUAUAUAAAAAAUGAAUAUAUAUACAUACAUGUAUAAAUGUAAAUAUAUAUUCAUUCUUAAGUGUUGCUGAAUUAAAAUUCUGUGGCUGGACCUCUCAAACAUUCGCCAGCAAGUCUGUUCAUAAUAUGUAAUCCAAUCUAGGUGAAUGGGAAAGCAUUACUCUUGAUUUAAAUAAGCAAUGCCCAUGAGCCCUUUUUUUGUGUUAUGAUUACUGUAGUCAUAUUUAUGGAAAAAAUGUUUGUGUUUUAGUCUCUUGCUAGUGAGAAAAGUGAGACAAAAUGUACUUUGAAAUAACGUGCCAAAUGGCACCUAAUUAGUUUUUCUUUUAAAUGCCUUACAAAAUGCAGUCACAUUUUGCUAAUCAUUUACUUCCAGUGUUUUUAAGUUAUAAAAUAAUAAAAAAGGGGGAGGAACUUUUGGAGAGCACGAUUAUAUUAGGUUUCCAAAUUUGAUUUGAAUUCUAAACACUCAGCAAUAAAAAUCUAACAUGAAAAAAGUAUCUAAGAUGUUGAAAUGAUGGGUAAAUUUUUGUAUUGAUUUGCAAAAUGCAGAUUAUAUUUGAUAGGCCAUGGUAUGUAGGUAUUCCUUUUAGGAAUAUUACAGCUGUAAAUUAUAUGAGAAUUGCCAGUCAAAUGAUACUUGGUUAAAAAAUUAUUGAAAUUUCAAGUGAAUAGGUAUUUUUUUAAAGCCCACAUUCAAAGUUUAAAACACUGGUUUUCAAUGUGUUUUUUAGUGUUGUCACUUCUUUAUAGAUAAAUAUAAUAUAACCUGUUUGGGUCCUGGUCAUUUUUAACUGUUCAUUGGUAAUUCUGAACAUUUAUUUGGUGAUUAAUAUUUUUCACUACCUUUGCAAAACAGAUGAACAUUACCUACUCAACAUGAAUGAGUCUACACUUAAUGGUCAUGAGUUGUGUAAACUUCCUAACAUUGUAAGUUUUCACUGUCAGCACCCUUAGGAUAUGAACUUACACUUUCAGGUGGGUUUCACAUAUUAAUCCACUGUUAUCACAACAAGUGAACUUUUCAAAACCUAUGUAGAAACCAUGUAAUUUUUCAAAUGUGAAUGAAUAGUUUAUCCACACUUAAUUUGUUGGUCUUAUGUAAAACCUUGCCUUGAAAUAAAGUGAUACUGAUUGAUUUA